GCCUCACACACCUCAUCGCCCACCACACCAACAACACCACCAGAAGUCGACAUUCCACUUCCCGAAACACCUGCACAGACUCCGCAAUCGCCGUUUCCUGUCGUCGAGGAAGUACAGCACACCCAAGCGCAAGCUGGUAUCUUGCCGCGCAUCAUCGAACCGGAGACAGAAGAGCACGAGCAAGGGGAAGCUUCAGAUACAGACCACAACGCCGCCAAGAUGAGCAAAAAGGGCGAAAAGAAGCAGCAGGAUGAUGGCGAGGACCAGAAGGGCUCCAUCUUCUCCGUGUCUGGUCCCGUCAUUGUGGCCCAGAACAUGAUCGGUGUGGCCAUGUACGAGCUUGUCAAAGUUGGCUUCGAUCAGCUCGUAGGAGAAGUCAUUCGUAUCGACGCGGAUAAAGCCACAAUUCAGGUUUACGAAGAGACUGCUGGCGUGACUGUCGGCGACCCAGUUGUUCGCACUGGGAAGCCUUUGUCCGUUGAGCUGGGACCUGGUCUCAUGGAAACCAUCUAUGACGGAAUUCAGCGGCCUCUCAAGGCCAUCAGCGACAAGUCCAACAGCAUCUAUAUUCCAAGAGGUAUCGAUGUGCCUGCACUGGAUCGUACAAGGAAGUGGGAAUUCACACCAGCGGACAAGUUCAAGGUCGGAGACCACAUCACUGGUGGCGAUGUCUUUGGCACUGUCAAGGAGAACACCUUGCUUUCGGACCACAAGAUCAUGCUCCCGCCUCGUGCACGCGGCAAGAUCACCAAGUACCCCAAGAAGGGCGAGUACACCGUGGACGAGAAGAUUCUGGAAGUUGAAUUUGAGGGUCAGAAGUUCGAAUACAGCAUGAUGCACCCAUGGCCAGUCCGUGUGCCACGUCCAUCAACAGAUAAGUUGAGCUCUGGCGAUCCGCUCAUUGUCGGACAGCGCGUGCUUGAUGCCCUCUUCCCUAGUGUGCAAGGUGGCACUGUCUGCAUUCCUGGCGCUUUCGGCUGUGGCAAGACUGUCAUCUCGCAGUCCCUAUCUAAGUUUUCGAACAGUGACUUGAUCGUCUACGUAGGAUGUGGGGAAAGGGGCAAUGAAAUGGCCGAAGUGUUGAUGGAUUUCCCAGAGCUUACCAUCGAGUUCCAAGGUCGCCAAGAGCCCAUCAUGAAGCGUACUUGCCUGAUCGCCAACACCUCCAACAUGCCCGUCGCCGCUCGUGAAGCCUCCAUCUACACUGGUAUCACGAUUUCGGAAUAUUUCAGGGACAUGGGUAAGAAUGUUGCUAUGAUGGCUGACUCUUCCUCUCGAUGGGCUGAGGCUCUUCGUGAGAUUUCUGGUCGUCUCGGAGAGAUGCCUGCUGAUCAGGGUUUCCCGGCUUACCUUGGAGCGAAGCUCGCGUCUUUCUACGAACGUGCUGGAAAAGUUGUCUCGCUUGGCUCGCCAGAUCGCCAAGGUUCCAUCUCUAUCGUCGGCGCCGUUUCGCCGCCUGGAGGUGACUUCUCGGAUCCUGUGACGACGUCUACACUCGGUAUCGUGCAGGUCUUCUGGGGUCUCGACAAGAAGCUUGCGCAACGCAAGCAUUUCCCUUCGGUCAAUACAGCGCUGUCAUACUCUAAGUACACCAAGACGCUGGAGAAGUACUACGCAGAACAUGCACCCGAGUUUCCGCGUUACCGCGAGCGCAUUCGAGAGCUACUUUCACAAUCUGAGGAGCUCGAUCAAGUUGUGCAGCUUGUCGGCAAGUCGGCACUUGGAGAUGGCGACAAGAUUACUCUCGACGUAGCGACUUUGAUCAAAGAGGACUUUUUGCAACAGAAUGGUUACUCCGAUUACGAUCAAUUUUGCCCACUCUGGAAGACGGCUUGGAUGAUGAAGGCCAUGAUGACAUUCCACGAUGAAGCACAGAAGGCCAUUUCGCAAGGCUACAACUGGUCCAAGGUUCGUGAGAGCACCGCAGACGUGCAGAGCGAGCUUCGAAACAUGAAAUUUGAAGUGCCAACCGAAGGCGAAGAGAAUAUCACCAAGAAGUACGAGGAGUUGUUGCAGAGGAUGAAUGAGAAGUUUGCAGCGGUUGUUGAUGAGUAGUUUAAGGAUGACGAUGUCGCAGAGCUGGAUAUCUUCAUGUGAGCUUGCCUUAUGUGUAGAUAACCCAAAUAUAGCGCGUCAACGGCGAUCCAGAACGCAACGGCGCAUUUAAACUCAAUUGCCGACUCG
Molecule: messenger RNA, 2184 nt
Organism: Sphaerulina musiva SO2202
Lineage: Eukaryota; Fungi; Ascomycota; Dothideomycetes; Mycosphaerellales; Mycosphaerellaceae
Product: vacuolar ATP synthase catalytic subunit A
Exons: 3
Coding region: 220-2055 (611 amino acids)
Biological process (GO): ATP metabolic process; proton transmembrane transport
Cellular component (GO): fungal-type vacuole membrane; proton-transporting V-type ATPase, V1 domain
Molecular function (GO): ATP hydrolysis activity; ATP binding; proton-transporting ATPase activity, rotational mechanism
Source: RefSeq, a predicted model, not a curated record